Molecule: messenger RNA, 656 nt
Organism: Octopus sinensis (East Asian common octopus)
Lineage: Eukaryota; Metazoa; Mollusca; Cephalopoda; Octopoda; Octopodidae
Product: leucine-rich repeat-containing protein 15-like
Exons: 9
Molecular function (GO): protein binding
Source: RefSeq, a predicted model, not a curated record
AUGUUAGUGUUUGUAUGUACAUCUGAGACCCCUCUCGGUCAUGAUACUGACCAUCUAGAAGGCAAGGUUGUUUCUGGAAGAACUUUGGAAUAUAAUAAAAUCGAAAAGGUCGAAAGUGGAAUGUUUCGAGGACUUACCAAUUUACAAAAAUUAUAUUUAAACGGAAAUAAUAUUUCGAGUAUUGAACAGGGAAGCUUCGAAAGUCUUUAUCGAUUACAAUUAUUGUCUCUUCACAGAAACAGCAUUUCGCAUUUUUCGAAAGAAAUCUUCCAAGGUCUUCAAAGUUUAAAGGAAUUAUACUUAUACAGAAAUAAUAUUUCGAGUAUUGAACAAGGAAGCUUCGAGGAUCUUUCUAGACUAAAGAUAUUAUAUUUGAAGAAUAAUACGAUCGAAAAAAUCGAUCACCGAAUCUUCCAUAACCUUACCAGUUUAGAGAUAUUAACAUUUGAGCAUAAUAAGAUCGAGAAAGUCGAACGUAGAACCUUCCAAAGUCUUACCAAUUUACAGAAAUUGUAUUUAAAUGGAAAUAAUAUUUCGAGUAUUGAACAAGGAAGCUUCCAAGGCCUUUACCGAUUGCAGCAAUUAUCUCUUCACAUAAAUAAUAUUUCGCAUAUUGAGAAAGGUAUCUUCCAAGAUCUUCCAAUUCUAAAGAAACU